Molecule: messenger RNA, 765 nt
Organism: Mesorhabditis spiculigera
Lineage: Eukaryota; Metazoa; Nematoda; Chromadorea; Rhabditida; Rhabditidae
Source: the annotation of a GenBank genome assembly
AUGACGGUCGACUUUGCCGAUAUGGGCGUGUGGGGCAAGAUGAAGGUUGGGGCCGUCCGAUCCCAUGUGCACGAUUUCCCGGUGAUAUUCGUCUGGGUGACCGGGCCAGCCGAUCUGAAGGCCUACGCGAAUCAGGAGGCGCUAAAUUCCCUGGACGAGCAGGCGCUCAUUCAAUUGCCCUCAUUCCAUUGCACCGAUCACAGCAAAGUAAAAGUUGCCGAGUAUCUGAUCAAACCUUGGCAAGCGGUGUGGAAUAAAAUCAAUUCUUCCGAAAAUCUAAUCAAUUGGAAGGGUAAAUACGCCGAGCAUAAGCUUGUGUUCCAAGGCCACUCCCUCGGUGGCUGCGUGGCCCAAAUGUUGGCGAUGACGGUGGUGAAGAAGAAUGAGUGGCCCGCGGAGCAUGUGCACUCUUUUGUCUAUAAUACGCCGAGAUGCGGGAAUGGGGACUAUGCACAUUAUUUUAUGAACAACGUGCAGGGGCAUAGGGCUUAUUGGAAUAAUGAUCCUUUUCAGCGUCACCCACCCAAACUCGCCGAAGACACCCAGGCCAAACCCGUCGUCUACAAGAACAAUUACUUCCAUGCUGGGGAGUCGAUGAUCCUACGCGAGUCGGAGGAUGGCCUGGAGGCCGUCGGCACCUCGUGCGCCGAGGAGGAGGACGUCAAGUGUGCUGUCGAUCCUGGCAAAGAAAACUUCAAGGACCACUACACGUUCAACUUUGACGACGACCCCGAGCAGUUCUACAAUCCCGUGUGCCCGUCUCAU